Molecule: messenger RNA, 9255 nt
Organism: Chanos chanos (milkfish)
Lineage: Eukaryota; Metazoa; Chordata; Actinopteri; Gonorynchiformes; Chanidae
Gene: lama1
Product: laminin, alpha 1
Exons: 63
Coding region: 1-9255 (3084 amino acids)
Biological process (GO): tissue development; regulation of embryonic development; animal organ morphogenesis
Molecular function (GO): signaling receptor binding
Source: RefSeq, a predicted model, not a curated record
AUGAAGGCUUUCUUAGCGAUUGUGCUGCUCUGGGCAUCCUCCGUGGAGUGCCAGCAAAGAGGUCUUUUCCCUGCUAUUCUGAACCUUGCCAGCAAUGCCGAAAUCACCACCAAUGCCACCUGUGGAGACCCCAAGCCUGAAAUGUACUGUAAAUUAGUGGAACACGUGCCAGGUAGACGCAUUCGCAACCCUCAGUGCCGGAUCUGCGAUGCCAACAGUGCCAACCCAAAAGAACAACAUCCAAUCACCAAUGCUAUUGAUGGCACCAACCAAUGGUGGCAGAGUCCCAGCAUCAAAAAUGGGCGUCAGUUUCACUGGGUGACCAUUACUCUAGACCUACGACAGAUCUUCCAGGUGGCCUACGUUAUCAUCAAGGCAGCCAACUCUCCUCGGCCAGGGAACUGGAUUCUGGAACGCUCGCUGGAUGGCGUUGACUACCAGCCUUGGCAGUACUACGCCAUCAGUGACACAGAGUGUCUCACCCGUUACAACGUCACCCCUCGUCUGGGGCCGCCCACUUACAAGAGAGACGAUGAGGUCAUUUGCACUUCCUAUUACUCCCGCCUGGUGCCUCUGGAACACGGAGAGAUCCAUACCUCACUGAUCAAUGGGCGACCAGGUGCGGACGACCUGACCCCAGAACUGCUGGAGUUCACCUCGGCCCGCUACAUCCGUCUCCGCCUACAGAGGAUCCGCACACUCAACGCUGACCUCAUGACCCUCAGUUACCGUGACCCAAAAGAGGUCGACCCCAUCGUCACGCGCAGGUAUUACUACUCAGUCAAGGACAUCUCAGUGGGCGGCAUGUGCAUCUGCUAUGGCCACGCCCAGAGCUGCCCCUGGGACCCCGUCACUAAGAAAUUGCAGUGCGUGUGUGAGCACAAUACAUGUGGGGAGAGCUGUAAUGAGUGUUGCCCUGGUUACCACCAGGAGCCGUGGCAACCAGGAACGCUCUCCGAUGGCAACACUUGCGAGAAGUGUAACUGCCAUAACAAGGCAGACAACUGCUACUAUAACCAGACUGUGGCAGAGCGGGGGCUGAGUCAGAAUGUCAACGGCCAGUUUGUGGGAGGUGGAGUGUGUCUAAACUGUUCUCAGAACACUGCUGGAGUCAACUGUGAAACCUGCACUGAUGGCUUUUACAGACCCCACAAGGUAUCUCCAUACGCUGAUAACCCCUGUGUGGAGUGUGACUGUGACCUGAGAGGUUCUAUCAGUCCAGCCUGCAUCAGAGACGACACCCACGCCAAGCCCGAGAAAGGUCUGAACCCAGGUCAGUGUCUGUGUAAAGAGGGCUUUGCUGGGGAGAAGUGUGACCGCUGUGCGUUUGGGUACAGAGAUUUCCCUCUGUGUACACGCUGUGAGUGUAGCCUGGCCGGCAGCCAUAAUAUUGACCCCUGCAGGGACUGUAUCUGCAAGGAGAACGUGAUGGGAGCACACUGUGACCUGUGUAAGCAUGGCUUUUAUAACCUUCAGGCCUCCAAUCCAGAGGGAUGCACGGAGUGUUUCUGCUUUGGUGUGUCUGACGUGUGUGAAAGCUCCACCUCAUUCACCUCCACGAUUGUACACAGAGAUGGCUGGCUUCUCCCCAACAUUGAGAGUAACUCAGUGCAUGCCAUACCAAUCGCCGAGGACAACCUCAUCAUUUCACAUAACGUCACGGCAACCAGAGGCUACCACUCUGUUUCCUCAUGGACUGCCCCAGAGUCAUUCCUUGGCAACAAGCUGACGGCCUACGGAAACUUCCUGAACUUCAGCGUAGCGUAUGAUGUCUCUGUGGAGAACGUGGACAAGUCUCUGCCUUCGUAUUUUGAUUUGAUUAUAGAGGGCAACGGGAGGAGCCUGCGGCAGUCCCCCUCCAAACGGGUCGUCCUCACGCCUCUGAGGGAGCAGCGUGUCACCGUGGAGAUGCUGCCACACAUGUUCGUGGACGUCCAAUCCGGACGGCGGGUCCAGAGGGAUGAGCUGAUGACUGUUUUGGCCAGCGUGACGGGGCUGAGGGUCCGAGCACACCUGAACACCAGCUCAGAGCCGGCACUGAGGCUGAGUACUGUCUCACUAGACAUGGUGGAUCCCAAUUCCAACAGUUCUCUCACGUCCCCCGAUGUGGAACAGUGUGAGUGCCCGUGGGGUUAUUCCGGAACAUCCUGUGAGUACUGCACCUCUGGCUUCUACCGAGUGGGCGGGAUUCUGUUUGGUGGGAACUGUCUGCCGUGUGAAUGUAACGACCACGCCAAGGAGUGUGACAGUGAUGGUGUGUGUUUGGGCUGUAGUCACAACACCACUGGGCCUCAGUGCGACCAAUGCCUGCCAGGUUACUAUGGUGACCCUACCGAGGGCACGGCCGAAGACUGCCAACGAUGCGCUUGCCCGCUGACAGCAGCCUCAAACAAUUUCAGUCCGACCUGCUCAUUGGGCCCAAAGGGAUUCACAUGCGACCAGUGCCAGCUGGGAUACACAGGGACUAAGUGCGAAAGGUGUGCUAACGGUUACUAUGGUGACCCCACUGCUCUGGGUCAGAGGUGCACUCCAUGCCAGUGUAAUGGGAAUGUGGACCCGUCUGAGCCCGGUCACUGCGAUCACAGGAGCGGAGAGUGCCUCAGAUGUCUGGGCCAUACGUCCGGUCGGCACUGCGAGAGAUGUGAGGACGGUUACUAUGGCGACGCUGUUACAGCCAAGAACUGUCAGGCGUGUGGCUGCCAUGGAAACGGUUCCCAGUCCAGUGUGUGUAACAUGAUUACUGGUCAGUGUGAGUGCAAGGCCAACGUUGUUGGUGUGAGGUGUGACCACUGUGAAGCUGGUUUCUAUGGCAUUAACAGCAGCAUUGGAUGCCGGGCGUGUAACUGCAGCCAAUCAGGAUCAGUCUCCACGUCAUGUGAGGAAGAUGGGCAGUGUCAGUGCAUUACCGGGGUAACGGGUGACAAGUGUGACCGCUGCACCCGUGGCUACUACAACUUUACUGAGAAUGGCUGCAAACCGUGCGACUGUGCACACACACACGAUCACUGUGAUGCUGCGACAGGAGAGUGUAUCUGUCCUCCUCACACUACAGGGCUGAAGUGUGAGCAGUGUGAGGAAGACCACUGGGGUCAUGACAGUGUGACUGGCUGUAAGGCGUGUAACUGCAGUGUGUCAGGCUCGGACUCGUCCCAGUGUGACCUGGUGACUGGACAGUGUCAGUGUCGACCACAGUUCUCAGGACAGAACUGUGACCGCUGCACCAUGGGCUUCAGAAACUUCCCAGAAUGCACUGCCUGUAACUGUAACACCCAGGGAACACAGAAGGAGUUCUGUGACACCCAGCUGGGCGUGUGUGGCUGCGAGGACCACGGAAAGUGUGCAUGCAAGGACAAUGUCGGGGGAAGAGGCUGUGAUGAGUGUAAGAAGGGGACAUUUGGUCUGUCAAAGCACAACCCCGCUGGCUGCAGCCCCUGCUUCUGUUUUGGGGUCUCCUCCAGCUGUGAGGAACUGGGAGGACUGGUCAGAGCACCAAUCACACUUGGUUCUGAUCCGACCCGUCUGCGUGUGGUCAGUCAGAAUGACUUGCACGGGACACUGGAUGGUGUUUAUCUGGCCCAGGGCGAGAUGGUGUUAGACAACAGUCAGCUGAAGACCUCCUUACUGACUGGUCCUUACUACUGGAGACUGCCCAAACAGUACCAGGGCAAUCAGCUGUUGUCCUAUGGAGGCAGGCUCUCAUACACCGUGGCCUUCUUCGCUAUGGACGGAACGGGUUUAUCCAAUUAUGAGCCUCAGGUUCUGAUCCGUGGAGGACACCUGAGGAAACUGGUCAUUUACGCAGACAUGUCCGCCCCAGAGAACGGGCUCAGGACCCAACACGAUGUUCCACUGACUGAGCACAAGUGGAAGUACUUUAACUCUGUAUCUGAGAAAGCUGUGAGUCACUCUGACUUCAUGUCCGUCUUGAGUAGCAUCGAGUACAUCAUCGUCAAAGCCUCUUACGGCACAGACAUGCAACAGAGCAGGAUCUCCAACAUCACUAUGGAGACGGCUGUGGAGGCAGAGGAGGCUCCAGAGGGAAUGGAGGUGGCACAUCUGGUGGAGACGUGUGAGUGCCCUCCGGGCUACGCCGGCCUGUCCUGUCAGGAGUGUGCUCCCGGAUUCUACAGACAGUCUGUGUCUGAGCUCAAUAUGAAGGGAAUGAACAGGCCUCUUAUUCAGCCCUGUGUCCCCUGCAGAUGUAACAACCACAGUCUGGCCUGUGACCUGGACACAGGAGAAUGUCUGGGCUGUCAACACAACACAGCUGGAGAGCAGUGUGGCGUCUGUGCCCCAGGGUAUUAUGGGCAGGUGAAGGGAUCCAUCAGUGACUGCUCUCUCUGUGCUUGUCCUCUUCAGAGCAACAGUUUCAGUCCCACGUGUGUUCUGGAAGGUUCUGGUGAUUUCCGCUGUGAUGCGUGUAAGCCUGGUUAUGAGGGACGUUACUGUGAGAGGUGCUCGGUGGGUUACUAUGGAAACCCCUCGGAGCCAGGCGGUACAUGUGAGAAGUGUCAGUGUAGUGCGGCUGGUUCUGUCCACAAUGUGUGUGACACUCUCACAGGAAAGUGUGAGUGUAAAACUGGGGUCAGAGGUCAUUUCUGUGACCAGUGCGAGGACAGACAUGUCCUGAAUGACGACCAGUGUGUGUCAUGCAAUGAUGAGUGCACUGGGGUCUUGCUGGAUGAUCUGGACACUCUGGAACUUUCCGUACAGUCUCUGAACCUCACUGGGGUGAUCCUGGCCCCCUACAGUCUUCUCCUCAGUUUAGAGAACCAGACACGAGAGGUCAAGACUCUGCUGUCCUGGGAGAACAGUCCAGGUUACCACUUAAGCAGAGGAGAGGAGGACCUGACAAACCUCACAGAACGCAUCACAGACCUGCAAGAAAAGGUGUCAGAUUUGUCUGCUUACGGAGAAACAGUGAUUGAGUCUGCGGAGAACAGUCUUUCUCAGGGAGAAGAGCUUAAGGAGGCCAUCACUAAGAUUCAUGCCACAAUCCAAGCUCUAGAGCAGGAGGUGGAUCAGCUGAAUGACACGGUAAAAGAGGACUUUGAGGAGGCCAGCGACCCUCACCUGCUGGAGGAGAUGGAGGCCAUGCUGAAUCAGAUCAGAAGGGUGGAGCUGUCUCACGGCAACGUCACUGCAGAGACGGAGUACAGAGCGGCAGUAACCCUGCUCCAGAGGGUACAGAAUGAGAUCCAGGAACCUUUUGAGAAAACAGACUCACUGAAGGAAACCAUCACACAUACGCUCUCCAUACACAACCAUCAGCUCCACGAGGUCCAGGAGCUCCUCAGGAAUGCCAAGGAGCGCAAUAAUCAAACCAAUCAUCUCCUCCGCAACAUCAGCUCCAACCUCACUCAGUUCACUACUCUGAAACACAGCGUCAGCAGUCUGAAUCUCAGUGUGGAGAGAGAGCUAGUGCAGGCACAGGACCUGCUGACUGAUGCCCUCAACAUCGCUGAAGGCAUGGACAACGUCACCGCUAGGCUGGAAGAGGUAAAAGAUGACAUAGGACUGUGGAGUCCCUCUCUGAGGAAGCAUGUUGACACUCUGGUGAUGGAAUUGACCAAAACAGACGCUCUACAGCUGGUUUACAGAGCAGAGGAUCAUGCCCAGGCCCUCAGCAAAGAGGCCCAGGCUUUAAACAGAUCCCUGUCAGAAAUACAGUCUGCAUCACUGAAUGCCACCAGUGCGGUUAGAGCCAACACCAACGUCAGAGCUGACAUCAACACAGCCUGGGACCUCGCCCUCUCAGCCAAUCAGAGUGCUAGUGCCACCCUCAACCUAACUGAAGAGUCACUGAGUGACCAGAGGAGAGAGGCCACGGAGCAAAGCACUGAGAUCCUCAACAAGGCCAUCACUCUCAACAACUACACUGAACGCCUGGUGUUGAAUGUGAGUCAGGUGGAAGACAGGCUGAGUCUGGUCAGAGCUAAUAUCCGGAACUUUACCCAGCUGCUUCCUGAGACACUCAUCAUCCUGGGCAACCUGCCCAACGGCAGCAGAGAGCAGGUGCUGGAGGCGAAGCAGCAGGCAGAGGGGGCUAAGAACUCCCUGCUGGAGGCCCUGCGGCGACUGGAGGAAUUCCGGGUCAAACUGGAGAAGUCCUCCUCUGCUGUGAGUGUGGCCAACAGCAGCGCCCAGAGUGCCAAUGAACUGGUCAUCGACUCUGAGGAGACCACGAAUUCUGCUGAGUCCAAACUGAACGAGGCUCAGAGGAGGACGGAGAAACUGUUUGACCAACUCAAACCUCUGAGGACUCUUGGAGAGAACCUUAGCAGAAACCUGUCAGACAUCAGAGAGAUGAUCAACCAGGCCCGCAAACAAGCAGCUUCAAUUAAAGUUGCAGUGUCUGCAGACCAUGACUGUAUCAGAGCAUACAGGCCUGAGAUCUCCUCCAGCAACUUCAACACACUCACCCUGACCGUAAAGACGCCAGAACCAGACAACCUGCUCUUCUAUAUGGGCAGCAGCUCAAUUGCGGAUUUUAUGGCUUUGGAGAUGCGACAUGGGAAGGUGGCAUUCCUGUGGGAUUCCGGUUCUGGUCACGUCAAACUGGAGUACCCCAGUGUCCAGAUCAACAAUGACAAGUGGCACAGAAUCAAUGCCACUCGCUUUGGAAAGCAAGGCUCACUCACAGUCCAACAAUUAGACUCUGAGCCCAUGCCUGCAGUGAAGGCCACGGCGCCUGGGUCCUCCACCGUGAUGGACAUCGACAAGUCCACCUGGCUCUUUGUGGGAGGUCUGGGCGGCCAGGUCAAGAAAUCCUCAGCGGUGAAGAUGACAAAUUUCAAAGGGUGUAUGGGAGAGGCCUCUCUCAAUGAGAAGAACAUUGGUCUGUGGAACUAUGCUGAAAGAGAGGGAGAAUGUGGCGGAUGCUUCAUGAGCCCCCAGGCAGAGGAGACCUCCUUCCACUUUGAUGGGAGUGGUUACUCAGUGGUGGAGAAGUCUCUCCGCUCCACCACCACCAGCAUCGUCAUGUUCUUUAAGACGCUCUCCCCCAAUGGCCUCCUCCUCUAUCUGGCCUCCAAUGGCACGAGAGACUUUUUGUCUAUUGAACUGGUGGAGGGCAGAGUGCAUUUAACCUUUGAACUGGGCUCAGGAGCUCUCACUAUGACCUCCACUAAAGUGUAUAACAAAGGAUCCUGGUAUAAGAUCACACUGCAGAGGAAUAAACGCAAAGGUUAUUUAGCCAUAAUGGCUGCAGACAACCCUGCGGAGAGAGAAGUCAUGGAGGCGGAGUCUCCUGGGACGGCGUCUGAUCUGAACCGGUCUGAUCUGGACCCCAUUUAUGUCGGUGGUCUUCCUGCAUCCAGGCCCAUCAGGAGGCAGGUUGUAGCACGCUCAUAUGUUGGCUGCAUCAAAAGUGUGGAAAUUGCACGCACGAACUUUGACCUGCUCAGGGAAUCUUAUGGUGUCAAGAAGGGUUGUGUGUUAGAGCCUGUGCGCAGUGUCUCUGUGUUGGGCGGCAGUGGCUUCCUGGAAAUGCCAGGCUUCACGCUGGGUUCUCAGACAGAGAUAAUGACCACGUUCUCCACCAAGAACAACACAGGCCUCAUUCUGGCCGGAUUCAGCACCGACGCAGGACGCAAGCGUAGGCACACAGCACAGUCCUUCCUGGCAGUUAUGCUGGUGUCUGGCAGACUGGAAGUGUAUGUGAACAUGGUAGAGGGUGGGACUGUGCCCAAAGUUGUCAUCAAAUCACGUAACAGGACUUUCAGUGACGGACAGGAGCACUCACUAAUCCUACAGAGGAACAAAAGGACCAUGACUGUAUUUGUGGAUGAGGAUAACCAGGCGUCCAUGCGUCUGGGCUCAUCUGUGGACAGAGGCCUGGCUCUGAGUAGGGUCUAUGUCGGAGGAGUUCCGCCAGGAGAGGGCACUGGUGUGCUGAGUACCACCAGUUCUUUCUAUGGCUGCAUCAGGAACAUGGCAGUUGACACCAUGUUGCUGGACUUGUCCCGAGCUGUUAGGUAUGAGAACGUGGAUAUGAACAGCUGUCUGCUGGAGGAGAGACCCAAACCAGUAGUUCUACCAGACGACAGUGAAGUGGACCUGGAGCCCACCCAGAACCCUGUUAGACCACCUGCCACGCCCCCCGCUGAACUCAGUGCCCUCACACCCGGAUCCAGCACGUGUGCUGCAAUGGACAACACUGCCAGUCUCCAGGAGGCCGUCCACUUUGGCCUUUCCAAAAACAGUCACAUGAUCAUCGGCUUCAAGAACAGGACCGUUCGCACAAGCUUCACUGUUAAACUGUCUGUGCGGACGUUUGCAUCAAGCGGUAUUCUGUACUACAUGGCUAAUGCUAACCAGCAGGACUAUGCCAUUCUCCAGCUGCAGGGGGGACGUCUGGUUUUCUCCUGUGACCUGGGCCGUGGUCCAGCCUCUGUCACCUCACCCAUGUCCAUCAACAAUGGCCUCUGGCACACGGUGAAGACAGAGUUCAGUAAAAAGAGUGUGGGCCUGAGUGUGGACAGUCAGGAAUCAGAACGGGUUCAGACUAAAGGACACACCCUGGACGUGGAGGGCAAACUUUACCUCGGUGGACUUCCCUCGACCUACGUCGCCAAGAAAAUCAGAAAUGUGACCCACAGCCUGGCGGGUUGCAUGCAGAAGGUGAUGUUUAACAGCGUGGAGAUGAACAUGCUCAGUCCAGUGUCUAAGUUUGGCACAACUUCCUGUUUCACUGCAGUCCAGGAGGGCUCCUUCUUCAACGGGACUGGUUACGCCGCCUUCAUGAAAGAUGGAUAUAAUGUUGGCUCAGACGUGACUGUGAGUCUGGAGUUCCGCUCCACCGCCCUGGAUGGGGCCAUUCUGGGCAUCAGCAGUACCAAGGUGGACGCCAUUGGUCUGGAGCUGGUGAAUGGGCAGGUUGUGUUUAACGUAAAUAACGGAGCAGGUCGGAUAUCCGCCACAUCUCGGAGCACCGUGUGGCUUUGUGAUGGACGGUGGCAUUCCAUAGUUGCCAAGAAAUUUAAACACCGCAUCAGUGUGACUGUGGACGGAGUGACGGUGACCACGGAAAACCCGUACUCCUCAUCAACCUCAGCCGAGACCAAAAACCCCAUCUACGUAGGAGGAUACCCAGGUGACGUGAAACAGAAUUGUCUGACCACAAGAGCCUCAUUCCGCGGCUGCAUGCGUCACCUAAGAGUUCACAAAGGUCACCUGACUGACUCGCUGGAUUUCAGUUCUGCUUUUGCCCUUCAGGGCGUGUCCCCGCACUCCUGCCCUGCCGCCGCGGCUUGA